This is a messenger RNA of Carica papaya (papaya), 3717 nucleotides long. RefSeq names its product cation/H(+) antiporter 4-like. Gene Ontology annotation, biological process: proton transmembrane transport; regulation of pH. Gene Ontology annotation, cellular component: endomembrane system; membrane. The record is from RefSeq and is a predicted model, not a curated record. Gene Ontology annotation, molecular function: antiporter activity. Lineage: Eukaryota; Viridiplantae; Streptophyta; Magnoliopsida; Brassicales; Caricaceae.
AAAUUGUCAGGAGUGGACCAACGAUAGUGGAGGACAUGACAUGGAAACCAGAGUGAGAGAAGGGUAAAAAGAAAAAAAAAUGGCUAUAAAAAGCGGAGAAGAGAAUUUGAUUUCAGUUAGAAGAAGCAUAAGAGAAGUAACAAAUUACAUAUUAAAAACAAAAUGAAGAUGGCGAUCGGAACUGUUUUACUGAUGGUGGCCAUAGUUUCAUGCUUAUCCUCAUUUGCAAACGCCGCCCAGGGACUCGCCGUUUACUACCCGCCCCGCAACAACAACUACCUCCCAUCCAAGUGCUAUGGGUAUCAAGAUAAUGGGUGGAUGGUGGCGGGAGUGAGUGAUGCGCUUUGGAACAAUGGCGCAGCCUGUGGGAGGAGGUACAGAGUGCGAUGCAUCGGAGGAGCCAACGCCGCUCCACAUCCUUGCAAAGCCGGUAGCGUGGUUGUUAAAGUCGUAGAUUACUGUAGAUCAGUUUGUUAUGGAGAUAUCAAUCUUUCCCAAUAUGCUUUCUCCCAGAUUGCUGAUGUUAAUGCUGGAAAAGUCAGAAUUGAAUAUUAUCAGGUUUGAAGUUUGAAGCUUUUCUAUUUGGAGAGGAGAAGAUGUUUAUUAAGCAUUAAGCAAAAGAAGUGUUCUCUAAAUAGUUAUGAAUAAAUCAAGUACCUAACUUGUCUUUUGCACUUAAUUUGAUGUAUUCACUCUUCCGGGCUGCAUUUUGUUAUUGAGAAUAAUAAAAUAUUAAUGGGUAUUCGGGAAUGUAUGUGAAAGAAAAAGACUUUGAAAGAUUGGUUAAUUCCCACUAAUCUCCGUGAUAAAUAUAAUUGUAGACAGAGAAAAGGUAAGUCAAAUUGUUAAAUAACUAUUAUAACCUAUUAUUAUCCAUUCACUUGUACGAAAUUCAACACUUUCUAAAAUUAGAAUUCAAACAAUCUGGUAUCUUGCUGACUGAAACAUGGUAACAGCUCCGUUAUUCCAAGAAAAAAAACAAACUGCCAAAUUUUGCCAAUGCUUUUUAUCCUCAACAACUAUUUGGCGUUGGCCCCAUGGUUCAAACCUAAAACAAGUAUAUAAAUGAAGGUUCGUCAAUGGUGGCUAGUUUUGAUCCCAUAAACCACCGGAAAAAUGGCAUAUAUUACUUCUAAUGCCUUGCCUGCAGAUGCAGGAGAGAGUUUUCAGACAUUGAAUGGUUCAAACGUACUGAAGGUAUGCAUAAAGUUGCCGCCAAAUAUUCACUCAGACGGCAUAUGGGAUUACAUAGACCACGGUGUUCAUAACCCGCUAGAGGCUACGUUGCCGCGGCUGGAGCUGCAACUUCUUGGAGUUCUCUUCCUUACCCAGCUUCUCCAUUAUGCUUUUAAAAGAUCCGGAGUCCCAAUGUUUGUUUCACAGUGUCUUGCCGGCCUCAUUUUAGGUCGCACGGUACUGGGGCAGAAUGAAAGUUAUAGUCGAAUCAUGCUUUCAUAUCACAGCCAAGAAAUUAUUGACACAAUGGCAGGAUUCAGCUUCGGACUAUCUCUAUUUCUACUGGGCAUUAGAAUGGAUGUCAGCUUGAUAUUUAGAACAGGAAAGAGGACAUUCUACACUGGUGCAACAUCUUUCUUGAUACCUUUAGUCCUUGGCUUGCUAGCAGUGGAACAAGCUUGCAGAUUAUGGGGUCUAAACUCAGACGAGGAAAUGAAACUCAUUGCGGUUACCAUCGUACAUUCCGCUUCUGUGUCUUCUGUUCUUGCUAACCUGCUCCUUGAUCUUCAGAUCAUCAACUCAGAGAUUGGACGGUUAGGGUUAUCCACAGCCAUGGUUUCUGAUAUGUUAAGCGUAUUCGUCACUGGUGUGAUCAUCUUAUUGAAGGCUAUUCAAACACAGACGGUGGUAUCUCUGGCAGAGAUAGCAUCAGUUCUGGUGUAUAUCAUUUUAGUCGUGCUCAUUUUUAGGCCAGCAAUGAGUUGGGUUGUCAGGAAAACGCCAGAAGGCAGGCCUGUUAAGAAUUUAUACACUCAUGCAGUUAUUCUUGGAGCUCUGGCAUCUAGUAUUCUCUCUAUUUGGUUCAGCACAUUCAUCUUCGUUGGUCCUCUAGUUUUUGGGUUAGCUGUACCAGAUGGACCGCCAUUAGGAUCUGCAGUGCUUGCUAAGCUUGAUGAUCUCGUCAAUGGCGUGGUUUUUCCUCUUUUUAUAACCACUUGCACCAUGAAAGCUGAUCUCUUCGACCUUGCAUUUGAUGCCCAUUUGAUGAAGGGCACUAUAAUGGUGGUAGCUGUCAUAACCAUAGCAAAAUUUAUUGCCUCUAUGGUUCCUUCUUAUUUCUGCAAGAUGCCUAUAAAGGACACUGCAGCAUUUGGGAUCAUGAUGUGCUGCAAAGGGAUAGUGGAGAUGGGCACCUAUGUCUUCUGCGCAGACAAUGGGAUCAUAACCAGACAUAUGUUUGAUCUGUUAAUUGUUAUAAUUCUGGUCACGAGAACCACCGUCACCAUCGCAGUUAAAUGGCUAUAUGAUCCUUCAAGGAUAUAUGCAGGCUACCAAAAAAGAAAUAUAAUGCAUUCCAAACCCAAUUCAGAGCUUCAUAUACUCGCCUGUAUUUACAAGCCCAGCAACAUUCCAAAAAUCAUCAAUUUUCUUGCAGCCCUGGGUCCAACCACACACAGACCUCUUGCCCUUUAUGUCCUUCAUCUAAUUGAGCUAUGCGGAACAAGCGUCCCUCUCUUCAUCUCCCAUCGGUUGCAGACGAAAACUGUCUUGAGAAGCCCCUACUCUGAAAAUGUUAUUCUAUCUUUCAAAUGCUUUCAAGAAGAAAAUGAAGGCAUAACUCAAUUGAACACGUUCACUGCUAUCUCCCCACCCAAGUUCAUGCACGAGGAUAUAUGUUUGCUUGCUCUCAACAAUCUCACCUCCCUUAUACUACUCCCUUUCCAUGGGAAAUGGUCAGUUGGUGGGUUUUUAGAAUCACAAGACACCAACACAAGGGCCUUGAAUUGUAGUGUCCUUGAAAGAGCACCUUGUUCUGUGGGAAUCCUUAUUGAUCGAGGUUUUUCAGGACAAUUAACUUUGAGGGGAAAUUCGAAACCCUCGUCUCUCUCCAUUGCCAUGAUCUUCUUUGGAGGUAGUGAUGACCGUGAGGCAUUGACCCUAGCAAAACGCAUGAGCCAGAAUACAAGAAAUAUGCUAACUGUGCUCCGGUUCAUUGACAAGAACGAUAAGGGUGGAACAGAUUGGGAGAAAAUGCUCGACUCAGAGGUGUUGAGAGAGAUAAAACCUAAAGAAAUCACAAAUCCAAGAGUUAAAUACAAGGAAUUAGUGGCAGAUGGACGACAAGCAGCAUCUGUAAUUCAAAGUACAGCACAUAAAUUCGACCUUAUUAUUGUUGGGAGACGACACAACCUGGAAACUUCACAAACCUCAGAUCUCAGCAGGUGGAACAAGUUCCCGGAGCUAGGCGUUAUAGGAAACUUUCUUGUCUCAGCAAACCUCCCUUGCAGAAAUUCAAUUUUGGUUGUACAACAACAGCAAACUGUAUAAUACUGUGAUUCAACACAUCAAUUAAUUUUGUAGCUUUGCUUUUAGGAAAUAUCGGUAUUUUCUUUAUUUGGAGGCAUGGCUUUUAUACUUAAACACUUUCAUUCUCCUUCCUUAAGUCCGACGAAUGAAAUUGAAGCCAACCUUCUUGUAAAUAAUACAAAUAAGUAUACAGUUGUUUUUUUAUAUAGAUGAAUAAAACAUACACCCUAUGCA